Messenger RNA from Fusarium fujikuroi IMI 58289, 915 nucleotides. RefSeq lists its product as uncharacterized. NCBI's taxonomy places the organism in Eukaryota, Fungi, Ascomycota, Sordariomycetes, Hypocreales, Nectriaceae. The record is from RefSeq and is a predicted model, not a curated record. Bases 1 to 915 code for a protein of 304 amino acids. The transcript has 4 exons.
AUGGACAGCCAGGUAGACCGCACCGCUGAUGGCAUGCCUUCACCCUUUGUAGUACGCAGAGAAUAUAUGGCGAGAAGAAAAUGCCACGCAUAUGAUGAGAACCCCGCUGCAAAAGAGCCUUUGUGCCCGCUCACUCAGCCCACCUUCAAAUUCGACAAUAACAUGGUGGCUGGUGAUAUGCGGCUAUGCGCCCGACAAAUCCAGCGGUACUACCAGGCAGAAUGCGAUACUCCACUCAAGGACGUAUCAAACCGGAAGACUUGGCUCGUGCUGAGCUCUAACCGACCUUUCUCUUGGGUCCUGCGACGAGGAUCGGUUGACAUGGCAGAUAAUCAUGAGGGGACUCAGCAGGAUCAUUCCGCUGUAGAAGAGAAAGCCAACUUCGUCACUCACCAAUUACGCACCCCGCGACCUACUUCGCUGUCAAAAUCUGCACCGACGGUGACGAUACCGCUAGAAACCAACCCAUGGCAGUCUACAGGACCCCAUGUGGCGCCAUCAAGCGAACCAUUACCUCAAGAGCCCCCGGAAGCCCAAUCACACCACGAAUACGCGAGAAGUUGGUCCCCAGCGUUGGGGGAUCAAGCUAAUACAAGCGAUCAAACUCCUACGACAUCCGAAUUUUACGACGACUCGCAGCAACCAACUCGGCGUGCACUCGGCGCUCGGCCCUGGGACCUUCGUGGCAACCAGCAUGAGGGAGCGGCGCGUGAAUCCCCAGUUGAAUCCACCUCACAAGAGUAUGAGAACGAGAGUUGGCUAUAUGGUGCUCCUGCGACUGAGCCUGUCACAGAUUCGCGAAAUGAUAGCCAAGAUCCGCAGACAUAUCAUGAUGUAGAGGAACUUUUGACCCCCGACAACUUCGCCAAGUAUAAGCGAUACAGGAGGAGGGAGAAAAGGGCGGGAAGAGGGUGA